Molecule: messenger RNA, 1833 nt
Organism: Gossypium raimondii (Peruvian cotton)
Lineage: Eukaryota; Viridiplantae; Streptophyta; Magnoliopsida; Malvales; Malvaceae
Product: bZIP transcription factor 16
Exons: 13
Coding region: 224-1426 (400 amino acids)
Biological process (GO): regulation of DNA-templated transcription
Cellular component (GO): nucleus
Molecular function (GO): sequence-specific DNA binding; DNA-binding transcription factor activity
Source: RefSeq, a predicted model, not a curated record
CCUUAAUUUUUUCCUAGAUUGACACCUACACCCUUCUUCCCCACCCAUCGAAAUAAAAAACUCCCUUCGCGCAAUUUUCAGCUCCAUAGCUCCCUAAAUUUUGCUUCUUUUUCAGUGGAUCUCAGACUCGGCUUUUGUAUCAGUUUGGUUUUUUUUUUACCGGAUGGUUUUGAGGGUUUUUUAAUAGUUGAUUGGUGGAUAUAGAGUAGUGGGUAGCGGUGAGAUGGAUAAAACCGCACAAGAAAAGGAGCCUAAAACACUUCCUGCUAGUAGUUCUCAGGAGCCAUCUUCAACCACUAAUUCAGCUGGUCCAGCAAAUGGAGACUGGUCUGGAUUUCAGCAGGCAUAUUCUCCCAUUCCUCCACAUGGGUUCUUGGCAUCGAGUCCUCAAGCUCCCCCAUAUAUGUGGGGGGUUCAGCAUAUUAUACCUCCAUAUGGUACCCCACCACAUCCUUAUGUUGCAAUGUAUCCUCAUGGUGGAAUAUAUGCGCAUCCAUCCAUUCCUCCAGGAUCUUAUCCUUUUAGUCCUUUUGCUAUGCCUUCUCCUAACGGCAUUGUUGAGGCUUCUGGAAAUACUCCUGGAAACAUGGAAGCAGAUGGUAAGCCUUCUGAUGUGAAGGAAAAGUUGCCAAUUAAAAGAUCAAAAGGGAGUUUAGGCAGUUUGAACAUGAUUACUGGAAAGAACAAUAAUCUCGGUAAAGAAUCAGGUGCUUCGGCUAAUGGAGCUUAUUCUAGAAGUGCUGAGAGUGGAAGUGAAGGUACAAGUGAAGGCAGUGAAGAGAACUCCCACAAUGAUUCACAUUUGAAGUCUGGAGGAAGACAAGAUUCUGGAGAAGGUGAAGCAUCUCAGAAUGGAAACUCAGCACAUGGUCCUCAGAAUGGAGGCGCAAAUACAAUGGUGAGUACAGCAUUGCCCAUUGUACCUAUAUCAACGGCUGUGGCCACCACAGCUGUUCCUGGUCCAACAACAAACUUACAUAUUGGGAUGGACUACUGGGGGAGUCCGGCUUCAUCUACCAUCCCUGCAAUGCGUGGGAAGGUUCCUCCAACUCCAGUUGCAGGAGGAAUAGUAACUCCUGCAUCACGGGACAGUGUUCAGUCACAGAUAUGGCUACAGGAUGAAAGGGAGCUUAAAAGACAGAGAAGGAAGCAAUCAAACAGAGAGUCCGCUCGUAGAUCCAGGUUGCGCAAGCAGGCGGAAUGCGAUGAGCUGGCUCAGCGUGCUGAAGUUUUAAAAGAAGAGAAUGCCAGUCUUAGAUCAGAAGCUAACCGUAUCAAGAGCGAGUAUGAGCAACUUCUCGCAGAGAAUACCUCUCUCAAGGAGAGGCUGAAGGAAAUUCCAGGGCACGAGGAUCUAAAUUCCAGUAGGAAUGACCAACACACAAAUAAUGAUAAACAAAUAGAGCAAGUGCAAGGUAGUCAGUAGGAUUUAUACACCCUCUUAACCAAAUUUAGCUUAGCUAAAGACAAUAUUUAUUCUGCAUGACAUGUUAUAAAUAUCAUCAAAGCUGACCUUGAUAGAUUUUUAGGUUCCCAUAUCCCUUAUAAUCCAUCACCAUUGAUUUGGCUUGCCUUUUGCAAGCAAAGCCUUAAGAGGAUGAUGAUGGUAUGUAGACUAUAUAAGUAUGUGAAUGUGAUACCUUUCUUUGUUGAAAGAAAGGGUGAGUGUAUGUGAAUGUGAUACCUUUCUUUGUUGAAAGAAGGGCAAGUAUGCACAGGUUUUUCUUUUAAACCUUUUCAAGCUUGUUUUAUGUUAAAAUAUGAUUGAUGAUGAAUGUGUAAUAAACUAUGAUUCAUUUUAAUGGUUGGGUGAUGAUAGUUUUCUUUUUACUA